Molecule: messenger RNA, 1069 nt
Organism: Cercospora beticola
Lineage: Eukaryota; Fungi; Ascomycota; Dothideomycetes; Mycosphaerellales; Mycosphaerellaceae
Source: RefSeq, a predicted model, not a curated record
GAAUCUCUAGCUCAAGGAAACGAAUCAUCAUAAUGGCACACUCAUCUGUCAGCGCCAAUCUGGCUGUCUCCAACCUCUUCGAUGUCAGCAAUCAUGUCGUGCUCGUCACUGGUGGCGCUACUGGAUUGGGUGAGAUGGGAGCCCAGGCCUUCAUCCAGAACGGAGCACAUGUGAUCAUUGCGAGCAGAAAGAAGAGCGAACUCGAAAAGACUUCUGCAAGACUGAACAAGCUCGGCCCGGGAAAGUGUGAUUAUAUUGUCGCGGACUUGAAGGACAAGGCUGGUGUUCAAGCACUCUGUGCCGAAGUCAAGAAGAAGACUGAUAGACUGACUGUUCUGCUGAACAACUCUGGUGCCACAUGGGGCGCGCCAUACGACGACUUCCCCGAAUCCGGCUGGGACAAACUCAUGGCUCUCAACGUCAAAUCCAUCUUCUACACAACUGUUGGUCUCCACGACCUUUUGGUCAAGGGCGCCACAGCAGACAACCCUUCCCGCGUCAUCAACAUUGCCUCCAUGGCAGGUAUCACAACUGUCGAUGUCACGACCGGCGAAGAAGGCGGUCUCGCAGCACCAGGCUCCGGAACAUUCUCCUACGGACCCUCCAAGGCUGCCUGCAUCCAUCUCUCGAAGAUGCAAGCGAGCAAGCUCAUGCCAGAUCAUGUCACAGUCAACUGUAUCUGUCCUGGUGUGUUCCCAUCGCGAAUGACGGCUUUCGGAAUGGAAUCUGCGCUGGACACGCUGGUUUCUGGUCAGCCAAGCGGGAGAGUAGGAAAGCCGGAUGAUUUUGGUGGAUUGGUAUUGUUUUUGGCCAGUCGUGGUGCGGCACACAUGACUGGUAAUGUGUUGGAGCUGGACGGAGGUGCUACGCAGAGCGGGUUUAGGAGUCGAGGAAAGGGAAAGUCGAAGGAGAAGUUGUAGAUGAAGAAAAGGCAAUGUAUGAGAGGUGAGAGUUUCUCUCAAUCGUGAUGUCUGACACCAGAAUGUCAUCGCCGCUGCAGCCGGGCUUCCCAGCAGUAGUCCUAGACUGCAUGCAGUACAUAGCCGCCAUUGUACCUAUACUGCUGCCG